AUGGCUCAGGUGCUGUUAGACAGCGACGGGCUGCCUUGCGUGGCAGCUGCGUCUCUCUCCUCUUCCUCCUCAGCAGCAGGAGCAGCAGGAGGCCCCUGUGCAGCAGCAGUAGCAGGGGGCGCAGCAGGAGAUUCCAAUGAGGUGCAGACAGGCACAACGAUCGUGGCUUGCUGCUAUGCAGGGGGCGUGGUGCUAGGAGCUGACUCGCGUACAUCUGCAGGGUCUUACGUAGUGAACCGAGCAGCCCGCAAGAUAACCCGCUUGUCGGACCGCAUCUGUGUGUGCCGCAGCGGCAGCGCAGCAGAUACACAAGCGUUGGCUCAGAUAGCGCGUGUACAGCUCCAGAUGUAUAGCCAGGAGCUGCCUCGACAGUAUGAAGGUGCAGCUCGUGUACGUGUUGCUGCUCAUCUGCUUCAGAAGUUAUCUUAUGAAUAUAAAGAUGUACUAACAGCCGGUCUUAUAGUAGGUGGAUGGGACCCAGUUGAGGGCCCCCAGGUGUUCUCUAUCCCUAUAGGGGGCAGCUGUAUCCCUGUGAAGUAUACUGCUGGUGGCUCUGGGUCUGUGUUUAUUACAGCUUUCUUAGAUGAACACUUCAGGCCAGACUUAACCAAAGAAGAAGCAAUGCAACUCGUCUCCAAAGCCGUCGCCCACGCAAUCCACAGAGACGGCAGCUCAGGCGGCCUCAUCCGCCUCGUUACUAUUGAAGAGGAGGCUAUGGAGGAGGUAUGCAUCACGGGAGAUAAUCUGCCUGUAGACCCAUAA
Eimeria mitis is the source of this 762-nucleotide messenger RNA. Its product is annotated as proteasome component PRE3 precursor, putative. The transcript has a single exon. NCBI's taxonomy places the organism in Eukaryota, Apicomplexa, Conoidasida, Eucoccidiorida, Eimeriidae. Gene Ontology annotation, cellular component: proteasome core complex. The record is from RefSeq and is a predicted model, not a curated record. The coding region runs from base 1 to 762 and encodes 253 amino acids. Gene Ontology annotation, molecular function: threonine-type endopeptidase activity.